Molecule: messenger RNA, 2180 nt
Organism: Marchantia polymorpha subsp. ruderalis
Lineage: Eukaryota; Viridiplantae; Streptophyta; Marchantiopsida; Marchantiales; Marchantiaceae
Source: the annotation of a GenBank genome assembly
AAAGCUGGGAGAAAUGACAGAAGUUACUACCGAGUUGUAAAGAGCACUUUUCAGAACUUGCGGUUCCUUGAUGCUUCUCAAGUCAAUGCGAGGGUGAAUUGCUCAACGAAAGAAGAUAAUCAAUUUGGCACAUGAACAUCUAAGGCCAAAAUUGAGUCGCCCAAAAGGUAGCUGUUAGAAAACUGAUUAGUACUGCAAAUGAAAUGCCUCGCUCAGGAAAUCAUGGUCUCCAGAUACUGAGGAGAACAAAUGGUGGUAUUGAGAAUAUACCGAAAAUCAGAGCUGGAUCAAACUGGCAGCUGAUACUCAGACAAGCAUGCAAUCUUAUGAUCCCAAAUAUGUCUAGACUGAGACCCUGAUGCCCAUCCGAAUUGAAGGGAAGCAUAAAGACGAAGGGUGAGAGAGAGGGAUCGAGGUCCGCCCAACAUCACGUGCAUCUGGAGAAUUUCAUGGAUCUAAGUCCUUGGGGCAAGGAGAGAAAAGCUCAAACAGUAACAUCUGAGCUCAGGCAGAGGUGGAAUCAUCUGUAUCAAACAGUGCAAGAUCAUGUGCCACACCUUGCGAUGAAUGAUGUAAUUUGGCACUGCUCUGCAGCGUACUCGUGGAAUCUGGAAAAGCUACGCGUCUACCAGACACCACAGAUCAGAAACUUAACAUGCGUGCCUCGCUUCUAUGUCCUGCCUGUCCAUUUCCAUGCAUAUUGCUGUCAGUUCGGAUCACCGAUCUAAGAACCGGAUUGCUAAUCGGGAAACUCUGGGUAGGUAGUGAGGCUGGUGGAUUGCUAGCCACUGCCGGAUCUGUAUCGUCGUCGGGUAACUCGAUGAUGCGUGGUCAAUGGAUGCCGGUGGAGCGAGCAUUCCGAUACAUGAGUAGGAAUAUAUGGAGGCUGGUUCUCAAGUUCUUGCUCUUUCUCUUCGCGUUGCUGCUCAGUGUGACUAUGGGGGUGGCUCGGCGGGCUCGAGCCAGAGUGGUCAGCUACCGAAUGCAGUUACGAGAGCUUCGACAGCGGCAGACCACGGAGGCGAACGACCGCGACCGAGCGCAACGAGAGAGGGUCGAGUCGACGAGGCGCCGCAAAGAUUGCGCCGUGUGCUUGAAACCUGCCAAGUACCGAUGCGCUCGAUGCGAGGUUCCCCGAUUCUGCUCGAAAUCAUGUCGAUUCCAGCACUGGAGACAGAGUCACCGACGCGGAGGUCGGGCUGGAGCCUCGUCGUCCUCCGCACGCGGAGAUACCGAAUGACGACGACGGUGUAUCGUAACUUCACGAUCUAGAAUAUAGAUCUGCCGUAGCCCGUAAUCACCACAGGGGUCGACGCCAUUCCGGCAAUUCAACCGAGAUCUGACAGCAGUCACGACAGACUUGUCGAUCGGCUAGUCCGGAACUGAAAUCUGGAGUGCUCGAGGAUGCGGCCCACAAGGCUAGGCUUGCAGCGUUUUCCGUCUAGAAGCAAACUACUGAAAUUUUUUAAGGUUUAAUCAGAGGGGACCGAACAAAUGUUGUUGUAGCACAGUUAAAAGAAUUGGAAGGAGAAGGGGGAGGGGGAGAGGGAGGAGGGGACUCUAUAACAGGUAAGUUCGCGGGGGUCAUUUGCACGAGACAAGCAGAGGAAUGAUGAUUCGAGGCCCAAAUGUAGGAGCAGCACCACCUCGGGUCAUCGGAAUUUGCAAAUGCACUAACUUCUAAUCAAUGACAUGCCAAUCAAUGCAGCGGACGAGAAAGCAUGCCGUCUCGUUCCGAUCACUGAGAUGGUUUUUGUACAUUCCGGAUUUCUGUGGUCCAUCGCAGUUGGAUAAAAGUCAAUCUGGUCCGAUCUCUGCCACAUGAAUAUUUCUUGAGACUUGUGUACGAGUUGGAAUGGUCAGGCUGGAAUACGAGCGACCACACGUCCUGCCAAACUCGUCGUAUGAGCAAGUUAUUUGUAUUGCGCACACAUGUGCAUGACAUGACGGGAGGUCAGUGAGCAUCGGCGGUGCGAAAUUCUAUUUCGUAAUCAUUUGAAUCCACAUGACCAGGGCAUGCGAUAACCUCAAUUGGACAAGUUCUAUUCUGGCCACAUCUCCCGCCCAACGUGACAUGUCACAUGCGAUGGAUUUUAGGGUUCUGGGUGUAGGGACUGAAACGACCGAUCGUCGAGGCUCCUGCACCUUCCAACUCUGACGUCCUGCUCGUGCAAUGAUCA